CACAUAAUACCUUCUCGCAAGAUGCAUUAGCAUUAGAAAGUAACAAAAAUGGGAUGUGAAAAAAAAAUAAAGAAUUUCUUCUCACUCUCUCGAAGGAGAGUUUUUCUUUUUGUUGAUCGCGUGUUUCUUAUUUUGAAACAAAAAUAAGGAAGUGAAAAAGGCAAGCUUCUUGGUUGGAUAUGGAUUUUACCAAAUCGGCUAGCAGCGGAGACUAUUGAAGACUUUUGUGAGCAGAGUUUGACGUGUGCUGCCGUAAUCUAUAAAGGAGAUGGAAAUUCAACAUUUUUGCCAUGAUGAGCAUCCGUUGGUCUUCAAUGAAUACAAGAGAGGACCACGUUGUUGGGCGUGCAAUGAACCAAUAUUGGGUCCUAGCUAUAGUUGUAUAAAAUGCGAAGGAUACUACCAUCAUAAAUCAUGUGCCGAACUACCCCAUGAGUUGCAAUACCCCUUGCACCCAAAACACCCUCUUAUGCUCUUUAACAAAAUGAAUUUUUUUAAGGAUAAAAAAUAUAAAUGGGAAGUUUGCAAACAAUAUCGUGGGCAAUACACUUAUGGUUGUUCUCAUUACAACUUUAACCUUCACAACAAAUGUGCUUCUUUACUGCUCACCAUAGAAUCUGAAGUCCAUGAGCACCCAUUAAAUCGCAUUUGGAGGUCGAUGAAGUUCACUUGUGAUCUUUGUGGCAAAGAAGCUAAUGUGCCCUAUCUUUGUGUCCUCUGCAAUUUUUGUAUUCAUAAAAGUUGCACUUCUUACCCAUGUAGUGUGAAAGCUAUACGUCACGACCGCCUCCUCCACCUCACUUAUUCUUCUCUUGAAAUCCAUCAAUCUAUUUCCCAAUUUUGUCAACUUUGUGUUCAAAAAAUAGACACAGACUAUGGGUUUUACUAUUGCUUGAGUUGUGAUUUUUUUGCCCAUCUUGAUUGUGCUAUGGAAGAGGAAAAUAGGGAGGACAUAAAUUUGAUGAAACUUAACGAUGGAGAGUCUAGUGAGUCGAAAAAUGAAGAUUCAGAGCUCGAUGAAUCUAAUGACUCAGCAACUUACAUAGUCAAAAAAAUCAUUGUAGGUGAGGACGGAAUUGAAAUUGCCAAAGAAAUCAAACACUUCAGUCAUGAGCAUGACAUAAAGCUUAUUGAUGAGGUUGAGAAUAACAAACAAUGUGACGAGUGUUUACGAGCCAUUCUCCCUCCAUUUUACAAUUGCGCCAAGUGUAGUUUCUUUUUUCUUAAAUCUUGUAUUGAAUUACCUCGAAAAAAGUGACACCUUCUUCAUCGGCACUUACUUAAUCUCUUCCCAAAGGCACAUUGUAGGUCUAUAUUGUUUUGGUGUGAUGCCUGUGGCCAGCUUUGCAAUGGCUUCACCUAUAGGUGUAAGAAAUGCAAUUUUGAUCUCGAUGUUCAAUGUAGUUUGAUCUUGGAUAUUCUUACUCUCCAUCACAAGAUAUAGUUAGAAGUGCAGUAGUUGUAACUUUGAAAGGUCCUAAGGAUUCCGUUGUAUCACUUGUGAAUUUGCACUAGACUUUAAAUGCGCUACACUACCACUUACUGUAAGGUA
Messenger RNA from Quercus robur (English oak), 1552 nucleotides. RefSeq lists its product as uncharacterized. The transcript has 2 exons. The coding region runs from base 269 to 1258 and encodes 329 amino acids. NCBI's taxonomy places the organism in Eukaryota, Viridiplantae, Streptophyta, Magnoliopsida, Fagales, Fagaceae. The record is from RefSeq and is a predicted model, not a curated record.